Messenger RNA from Brienomyrus brachyistius, 3951 nucleotides. RefSeq names its product protocadherin alpha-C2-like. The record is from RefSeq and is a predicted model, not a curated record. NCBI's taxonomy places the organism in Eukaryota, Metazoa, Chordata, Actinopteri, Osteoglossiformes, Mormyridae. Gene Ontology annotation, biological process: homophilic cell-cell adhesion. Gene Ontology annotation, cellular component: plasma membrane. The transcript is spliced from 2 exons. Bases 256 to 2439 code for a protein of 727 amino acids. Gene Ontology annotation, molecular function: calcium ion binding.
CUAUUUUGUCUACAUUCCCUCUAUAUAUGUCGCUGUUGUCUGAUAAAUUUCGCCGGCUCUGUAGAUGCAUGGGAGCCAUGACAGGGUUCAGAGUGCGGGCUGCUCUGCGCGUGCUCGCUGCUUUCUGGAGAUAAUACCGUACACACUGUCAUUUUACCCCGGAAUAUACGACUGGACAUUCUGUAGAGAAAAUAGCUCAUACCAUCUUUUUCUGAUAUAUUUAAUGAAUAUUACGCAAGCUGUUUUUCUUUAACUAUGGCAUCAUUUUGCAAUGGGAAAUGCGUAUACUACGUCUGUGUUUUCUUCACAUUCUACGCGAUGUGGAGCAGCGUCUGGGCCGUGACUCGUUACUCUGUUCCAGAGGAAAUGAAAGAGGGGUCAGUGGUGGCGAAUUUAGCGGCUGAUCUUGGACUCGAUGUUGGAAGUCUGACUGGACGUAAGGUAAAGCUUGAUAUCUUACAUAGCAAGAAGUAUUUGGACAUUAACAAAGACACUGGUGAAUUGUAUGUUCUAGAGAAAAUAGAUCGGGAAUACAUUUGCAACAUAAAAACUUCAUCGUGUUUUCUUAAAAUGGAUGUUACCUUGGAAAAUCCUAUUCGUAUAUUUAAUUUUGAAGUAGAAAUACUGGAUAUAAAUGAUCACGCGCCUCAUUUUCGGAAGGAAACCAUGCAUUUGGACAUUUCAGAAUCAACCUCAGUCGGUGAGAGGUUCUCUCUAAAUAAUGCAGUUGACCCGGAUUAUGGCUCAAAUUCAAUUAAAACAUACCAUCUAACUGAAAGCGAUCAUUUUAAUCUAGACAUUCAAACAGGAAGUGAUGGAUCUAAAUACGCAAAUCUGGUUUUAAAAAAGGCGCUGGACCGUGAAAAGAAAGCUUUGCAUAAUCUGAUACUUACCGCUGUAGACGGCGGAGUCCCUGCGCGUUCGGGGACCGCCAGCAUCAUUGUUCGUGUGCUGGACGUGAAUGACAACGCCCCUCAGUUUGAUCGCCAAGUUUACACUGUUAAUGUUACCGAGAACUCGCCUAUCGGGUCCCUUGUAAUGAAACUAAACGCCGAGGAUUUAGAUGAGGGUAGUAACGCAGAGAUUGUGUAUUCUUUCACACUUUACACGUCUGAAAAAACGCAGGAUUUGUUUUCUCUGAAUUCCAAUACGGGAGAAAUAAAAGUGAAAGGUGUGAUCGAUUUUGAGGAAAUAAAAACGCUUGAGAUGCACAUUCAGGCUCACGACAAAGGUUACAAUCAACUUUCAGGGCAGUGUACAGUAAUGGUGUUUGUUACUGAUGUUAAUGAUAACCACCCAACAAUCACCAUUACAUCUCUUAAGACUGCUGUAAAGGAGAAUGUUCCUUUAGGAACAGUUAUAGCACUGGUAGGAAUCGGUGACAGAGACUCAGGAGAUAAUGGUAUAGUCAACAUAACUAUAAAUCAGCAAUUACCUUUUGCAUUAAAUAAGUCAUCGGAUAAGGAUUUUGCACUCAUAGUAUCAGAGCCUUUGGAUAGGGAGAAAGUUUCAGAGUAUGACAUCACUUUCAUUGUCACUGACAGAGGCACGCCUCCUUUGUCUGAUAAUGAAACAAUUACUUUGGAGCUCCUGGACAUUAAUGACAACGCACCCCUAUUUCCAAAGUCAUUCUAUACUAUUCCUGUGAUGGAAAACAAUGCACCAGGAUCUUUGCUGAGUUCUGUGGCAGCAUUUGAUCCAGAUCUACAUGAAAACCAAUAUCUGGUUUAUUUCAUCUUAGAGAGGGAAAUAGCAAACACAUCCAUGUCUAUGUUAUUUUCUAUUAAUCCAGAAAAUGGUGAUCUUUAUGCACUAAAAACAUUUGAUUAUGAGAGAGAGAAGGAAUUUCUCUUUCAUAUCGAAGCCCGAGAUUCUGGAGUUCCUCCACUCAGCAGUAAUGUGACUGUCCAUAUCAUUAUUGUGGACCAGAAUGACAACACACCAGUUAUAGUGUCUCCAUGGAGCGCACUUGGCUCUGUGGUUGAGGAAGUGAUUCCAAGAUCCAUUGAUAAAGGACACCUGGUUUCCAAAGUUAUCGCCAUUGAUGGAGAUUCUGUGCACAACUCUCGGAUCACAUACCAGUUCCUACAACUUACGGAUGCUACACUGUUCAGUCUGGACCAAUACAACGGGGAGAUUCGGACAAUGAGAAUGUUCAGCUACAGAGAUGCUCGUCACCAGCGCAUGGUUGUUCUAGCCAAAGACAAUGGAGACCCUGCUCUCUCUGCCACCGUCACCAUCAAGUUAUCCACUGUGGAACAGGCUGUCAAAAUCUAUUCUGACACCAUGGAGGUACCUUUGGAAUACGACAUCUUCUCAGACCUAAACCUCUACCUGGUGAUCAGUUUGGGUGCAGUUUCAUUUCUCUUGUUAAUGACAAUAUUGGUCACCAUCAUGCUGAAGUGCCAGAAACGAAAGCCCACCAAACCGGCUGAUUGAUUUCCAUAGUCUUUUGUUUGUAUUGUUAUAUAGGUUUAUUUAUUAGUUUCCUUAGGUCCUUUUCUGACAAAAUCUGAGGGUUUUAGAUGAUCCAGUCUUAUCUGUGGUCCAGUCUAGUCUGUGAUCCAGUCUAAUCCGGGAUCCAGUUGUCUCUCUCUACUCUUUUCCAGUAGAAGUUGUUACUGUGGGUUUUAGAAUGAUCACAUGAAUGUUUAAUUAGGUCACCAAGCUCAAUGUCAAAGUUAUACAGUAGCACCCUCUCCAUUGGUGCAAAGGUACCCUGAAAUCUCAAUAAUUCCAACAUCCAUUACCGUGUUUUUCAUUAGUACAUGGCAUUUUUCUUUAUCUUCAAUCACCAUUUUUAUGUUCUAAUGGCUUGAUUUGUUAACUAAACAGACAGACAAACUGAUUAUAUUCAUCCCCAGACCCAGAGAAACUGGGUUAUCCUGAUCAAAAUGAGGUCAUCAGCAUGUCCCGUGGUGUUUGUCAGUUUCCUGCUUUGGUGCAGGGACUCCUGAGUCGUGGCCAAACCAUUUUCUCAGAGUAAUAGUGCUGAGAUUCUGUGCUCAGAAGCAUGAAAUGUGGAAAAAAGUGGAUGUUUUUUUCAUGAGAUAAGAGCAACAUUUUCUGAUUGUUUCAACAGAGGACUUACUAAUGUAAAAAUACAUGUUGUGGUACUGUCAGAAAUUGUUUUGUAUGCGUCAUGUUUUACUUUAGCAUUAAAAUUUAAAGGACACUUUGGUGUUUCUAACAAAAGAUACAGGGAGAGCACAGAAUGAAGCAAAACAAGUGUUUCAAUGAUUGUUGGACUAAUAUAUGAUUAUACAAAUAUUUGAACCACUUUUUAUGUUCUUUUUUCACUUAAUUUGAAUUUACAUGCACAAUUAAACUAAAAGUGCAACUACUUUGUAUUUAAAACAUUUCUUUUGUUUAUGCUGGUUAUUUUAAGUUGAUUAUUAAAGAUAGAACAUUAAAGCAUACCUAGUAGGUGUAUAUAAUCCAAAUGCAUCACUCCGAUGUUACUUGAAAGCUCUACUGUUAUGUUUAUUAUUGCUUUCUGCAGUCCAGUACAUGUGGGCAUGUUCAGUUGCACUGUCAGGUCAACUAUAAUCCCAGUUGCUGUGACUUCUUGCAAAAUGUAAUGGGCUGUCUAACAUUAUACAGCAUUGUUUUGUGGAACUUUUUAUGUUCACAAUGUAAAAGGUAAGUUUACUUCCCAUCUGUUUUGGUUUGACCCAUAUGGUAUUUUCUCAGAUGUUCCCUCCGGGUUCUGUUCCACAGGUUCCCUUUCUUCACUGCAGAGAUUUUUUUUUCUGCACUUGUGGUUAAAUGGGAAGUUUGUCUACUGGGAUCUGACAACAUGUUGGUUUCCCCCUCUUUGCUUUGGGUGAUAUUGUCCACUGAGCCUCAUUCAAACAGUGACCAGAAAACCAGAGAGGCUCCUGCACAUGAACUAAGAUCCCUUUGUUACUGUUGUAAUGUGAAUAUUAAAAUCAUCUUUUCUUUUUCUGU